CGUCCGGCACAUGACAAUGGUGGUGGCGGCGGCGGCGGCGGCGGGCUUUCGGGCGCUCGCGUGGACAAGGGGCGACUACCGCAUCUCGACCGACGCGUCGCUCAUCCCCGUCGCAGACGUGCGGCGCUUCUUCGCCUCACCCGACUUCUACUGGGCCGAGCCGCUGCCCGACCACGUCAUGCGGGAGACGCUCGACAACUCGCUGUGCUUUGGGCUCCAUCGCGACACACAGGAGGGCGGCGGCGAGGGGACAUGCGUCGGCAUCGCGCGCUGCGUCACCGACUUCACCACGUUCCUGUACCUGACCGACGUAUGGGUCGAGCCGGGCUUGCAGGGCCAGGGGCUCGGCGGCUGGCUCGUCGACUGCGUGCAAGAGGUGGUCGAGUCGAUGCCGCACCUGCGGAGGAGCAUGCUCUUGACGAGCAACUGGGAAAAGUCGGUGCCGUUUUACAGGCGGCGGAUGGGCAUGGAGGUGAUGGAGUGCCGCGAGGGGAGGGGGGCCGCCGUCAUGGUCCGCGACGGGCGUGGCCACCCGAGCAACCUGGCAGAGGCAGGGAAGCGUCUGGUGCCUGGCAGCAAGACGAUAGACUAGACGAGGGCAGACACUGUAGAGCGCUG
This is a messenger RNA of Purpureocillium takamizusanense, 618 nucleotides long. RefSeq lists its product as uncharacterized. NCBI's taxonomy places the organism in Eukaryota, Fungi, Ascomycota, Sordariomycetes, Hypocreales, Ophiocordycipitaceae. Gene Ontology annotation, molecular function: acyltransferase activity, transferring groups other than amino-acyl groups. The record is from RefSeq and is a predicted model, not a curated record. The transcript has a single exon. Bases 11 to 592 code for a protein of 193 amino acids.